AUGGCAGAGGAGCUCGCUCCGGAUGGGUCGGGCGAAGCGCCCACCCAGCAGGCCUCGCUCACCUUUUUCGACUACGGUUGCUGCGUGCCGUCUUGGCAGGGGCUAUGGAUGCUGAUUGUCGUGCUUUUGCUGAUGAUUGCCGCGUGUGGCUUUUGCAUCGGCCUCAACGUCUGUCUCAGCGUGUACUACACUCGGCGGUCCGCGCAGCGCGAGGAGCAACUGGAGAAGAAGGCUGAGCGUGAAAAGGAGCCCGACACCGACCCGAAGGUGGUGGCCGCCACAGUAUACCACAUGUCAAACAUUUCUCCAUCUCCAAGGAUAGCGAAGCAAAACAGACGCGGCUCGCUUUCGGAAGUUAGCUGUGAUCCAGAUGAGGCAACGGUGAUGGAACGCGGAUCCGGGAAGCGUGCUCCUCGUAUCGACCGCGGCGAUGACAUCGAAACCCGAACAUUCACCGAAGAGAUGAGCCAAGAGGAGUCGCGCCUCUUCUCUUCGCAGCGAAGCCCCGAAUUUAGGAGCAUGAGGAUUACUGAGCCGAUGUACACACGGGACACACCAUUUUGGACGAACCCUCAGAUGAGAUCCGCCGAACGUCACAACCAACGCCCCGCCCGCCCCAUUAUUUAUGACCCUCCAAGCACCUCGACCACAGCCCAGACAAGCACCACUCGCUCAUCGGAACCCACCCGAAAAUCUGAUGGAUGCCAAGCCGCUUACGUCCAGGGCUACGCACACCGCCCGAUGCACCAUCGUCCCUCG
Molecule: messenger RNA, 759 nt
Organism: Mesorhabditis spiculigera
Lineage: Eukaryota; Metazoa; Nematoda; Chromadorea; Rhabditida; Rhabditidae
Source: the annotation of a GenBank genome assembly